This is a messenger RNA of Nicotiana attenuata, 1421 nucleotides long. Its product is annotated as probable pectate lyase 5. The record is from RefSeq and is a predicted model, not a curated record. Bases 74 to 1282 code for a protein of 402 amino acids. Gene Ontology annotation, molecular function: pectate lyase activity. Lineage: Eukaryota; Viridiplantae; Streptophyta; Magnoliopsida; Solanales; Solanaceae. The transcript has 5 exons.
CACUUCCUCUUCAUUCCAAACACCAUACAUCUCCACCAUUUUUCUUCCCCUAAUAAACACAAGGAGAUUGCAAAUGGGAAUGCCAAUUAUCUUCCUUCUCCUUGUUGCUCUUUUUGCUCCUCUCUUCACAUUCUCAACUCCUGUUCCUGACCCUGAAGUUAUAGUCCAAGAAGUUAAUGACAAAAUUUUCAAUUCAUCAAGAAGGAACUUAGGCUAUUUAUCAUGUGGAACAGGCAACCCUAUUGAUGAUUGCUGGAGAUGUGAUCCAAAUUGGGAAAAAAACAGGCAAAGAUUAGCUGAUUGUGCCAUUGGAUUUGGCAAACAAGCCAUUGGUGGAAGAGAUGGUAAAAUUUACAUAGUGACUGAUACUAGUGAUGAUCCUGUAAAUCCAAAGCCAGGAACUUUAAGAUAUGGUGCAAUUCAAAAUGAACCACUUUGGAUUAUAUUUGGUAGAGAUAUGGUUAUUAAGCUAAAAGAAGAAUUAAUGUUGAAUUCAUUCAAGACUAUUGAUGGUAGAGGAGCUAGUGUACAUAUUGCUGGUGGUCCAUGUAUUACUAUACAAUAUGUUACAAAUAUUAUUAUACAUGGAUUAAAUAUUCAUGAUUGUAAACAAGGAGGAAAUGCUUAUGUUAGAGAUUCACCAGAGCAUUAUGGUUGGAGGACAUUAUCAGAUGGAGAUGGAGUUUCUAUAUUUGGAGGAAGCCAUGUUUGGGUUGAUCAUUGCUCUUUGUCAAAUUGUAGAGAUGGCUUGAUUGAUGCAAUUCGUGGAUCUACUGCCAUUACUAUUUCCAAUAAUUACAUGAUACAUCAUAACAAGGUAAUGCUUUUGGGACAUAGUGAUUCAUUCACUAGGGACAAGAACAUGCAAGUUACCAUUGCUUUUAACCAUUUUGGAGAAGGGCUUGUACAGAGAAUGCCAAGAUGUAGACAUGGAUAUUUCCAUGUGGUGAACAAUGACUACACCCAUUGGGAGAUGUAUGCAGUUGGAGGAAGUGCUUCUCCAACUAUCAACAGUCAAGGCAAUAGAUUUCUUGCUCCUAAUGAUAUCUUCAACAAGGAGGUGACAAAACAUGAAGAUGCACCAGAAAGUGAAUGGAAAAAUUGGAACUGGAGAUCUGAAGGAGAUUUAAUGCUUAAUGGAGCUUUCUUUACUAGGUCUGGUGCUGGAGCUUCUAAAAGUUAUGCUAAAGCUUCAAGUUUAAGUGCAAGGCCAUCUACUUUAGUUAGCUCUAUUACAGUCAAUGCUGGUGCACUUGGCUGCAAGAAGGGCAAAAGAUGCUGAUUUAUUUACUAUGAUUUUCAAUUACCACUACAUGUUGUAAUUCUCAAUAUAUAUUAUAAUCUCACUCAAUUGCCACAUAGUAAUGUUAUGUGAUAAUCAAGGCUCAAGUGUGAAUACUACUACAACAUUUUCAACUAUA